UUGCCCUAAUGACAACUGCAUCUCAAGUCCCCUUGCUGACACCCUGCUGCUGAGACUUGCUCGCUGCUCCAGCUUGAGGUAGGAGAAACUCAACCGAAACACCAAUAUGCAACAAAAACCAGUUAAGUGGGAACUGGGAAUUGCUGCUUGCCAUAGGAGUGGGUUACUGUUGAUGGGUUCAUGCCUGUUUCUGUGUCCGUUUCUCAUAGUGCAUGAGAGAACUCAGCCACUCUGAGGACGUGUGCUCUUGUCUGCGGAUGGAGAGCCUGUUGGCAUGUUCAUCCCCCUGGUUCUGGCAACAAGAACAGACCGGAAAGAAAAUGGCUUCUGCUUUGGCAUUCCCUGCUCCUGCACCAUCACUUCCAGAGCCGAUAGCAUGGAGUAUCCUGAGGGCACUCCUGAAGCACUGCUGUCCCAGGGGCUGCUUGCCUGUCUGCAGUCUACUGGAGCUUGCAUUUCCGGCCACGUGACUUUCAGCUUACAUCCCCAAGGUUCUGAGAAACCACAGGAGGCUGAGACCUAAAGGGAAGGUGCAGAGGCUCUGAGAGGAGAGACAGAGAAAGUGGCAGAGCACGGGGCAGGAGGACAGUGUGCCUCCAGGACGGGCAAGAGCCGAGAAACCACGGGCCAUCUCAGAGGGAACAGAGGAGGACACGGGAGAGGGAAGAGAAGUGAGACAGAAGGCAGACACCCCAAGAGCAUAAAGGAAGCUGAAGAGGCCCUGGGAGCCAGAGACAGGAGCCAUGCCCCACAGCUCCGACAGCAGCGACUCCAGCAGCUUCAGCCAGUCUCCCCCUCCCAGCAAGCAGGACUCUUCUGAUGACAUGAGGAAAGUCCAAAGGAGGGAGAAGAAUCGCAUCGCCGCCCAGAAGAGUCGCCUGAGGCAGACCCAGAAAGCAGACACGCUGCACUUGGAGAGUGAAGACCUAGAGAGGCAGAACGCUGCCCUGCGCCGGGAGAUCAAGCAGCUGACGGAGGAGAUGAAGCACUUUGCCUCGAUGUUGAGCUCCCACGAACCGCUCUGCUCCAUCCUGACGUCCCCUCCGCCGCCUCCAGAAGUGCUUUAUGCCACGCACUCCUUCCACCAGCCCCACAUCAGCUCCCCACGCUUCCAGCACUGAGCCAGCCAGCGGAACGGCAGCCUGCCGGCUCCUCUGAUGGCAAGAAGCAAUUUUCGUGGGGCUCGCUUUUCCAUCCAAGGGAGAGGGACGGACGGAUGGACAGACACCCCUUCUCAAAGUGCGUACUCUGAGUGACUUGCCUAAGACUUGCUCCCUGUGCAGAAAUGGCAGAGCCACCAGGAGGCAUCUUCGGGCAGUUUCCUGCUGGGAUCCUGGAAGAGGAGGCGUUCACAAAAGGGCACCAACCGCCUUCCCUGGUGCUUGCUUGGGGACGCUGGCAGGAGUGUGUGGCACUGCCAGCCUCCGUGCGAGCGGCUGGCUGCGGCAGGCAACAGCAGGAGCUCCAGGACGAGAAACGGCAGCAGGGGCAGAGGGGAAGGUUGGGGGCCACA
Calidris pugnax (ruff) is the source of this 1513-nucleotide messenger RNA. RefSeq names its product basic leucine zipper transcription factor, ATF-like (gene BATF). The record is from RefSeq and is a predicted model, not a curated record. The coding region runs from base 744 to 1121 and encodes 125 amino acids. Gene Ontology annotation, molecular function: RNA polymerase II cis-regulatory region sequence-specific DNA binding; DNA-binding transcription factor activity, RNA polymerase II-specific. Gene Ontology annotation, biological process: regulation of transcription by RNA polymerase II. NCBI's taxonomy places the organism in Eukaryota, Metazoa, Chordata, Aves, Charadriiformes, Scolopacidae. Gene Ontology annotation, cellular component: nucleus. The transcript has 4 exons.